This is a messenger RNA of Miniopterus natalensis, 3098 nucleotides long. RefSeq names its product RNA binding motif protein 39 (gene RBM39). Gene Ontology annotation, cellular component: nucleus. Gene Ontology annotation, molecular function: RNA binding. The record is from RefSeq and is a predicted model, not a curated record. Gene Ontology annotation, biological process: mRNA processing. NCBI's taxonomy places the organism in Eukaryota, Metazoa, Chordata, Mammalia, Chiroptera, Miniopteridae.
AUAGAGAUAGCUUCUCGCGAGAGCCCGUGCCGCGGGCUCUUGGAGGCCCCGUGUGUUUGUGUGUGUGUAUAUGUGUGUUAGUGAAUGUGAGUACGGGGAAGCAGCGGCCGCCAUUUCAGGGAGUCUGCGGACGCUGUCGCAGGGUUGGAUCCUGAGCUGCCGAAGCCUCGGUCCUGCACUCCCGCGCGGGCUUCUCUAAUCCCAUUGUUUCUUUUAGAUUCGCUCGGGCCUAUCCGCCCUCGGAGCCCGAAAUUCGGGCUGGGCGGUACCGCGGCCCGGGCCUAGAGGCUUAACUGUAGCAACAGCGGCGGCGGCAGCUGCAGCAGCUCUCCUCUUUCCGAAUACGAGCACCACAGGGGCCCGGAAGCCCGCACAGGCGUUUAGAGAAAAUGGCAGACGAUAUUGAUAUUGAAGCAAUGCUUGAGGCUCCUUACAAGAAGGAUGAGAACAAGUUGAGCAGUGCUAAUGGACAUGAAGAACGUAGCAAAAAGAGGAAAAAAAGCAAGAGCAGAAGUCGUAGUCAUGAACGAAAAAGAAGCAAAAGUAAGGAACGGAAGCGAAGCAGAGAUAGAGAAAGGAAAAAGAGCAAAAGCCGUGAAAGGAAGCGAAGUAGAAGCAAAGAAAGGAGACGCAGCCGCUCAAGAAGUCGAGAUCGCAGAUUCAGAGGCCGUUAUAGGAGUCCUUACUCCGGACCAAAAUUUAACAGUGCCAUCCGAGGAAAGAUUGGGUUGCCUCAUAGCGUCAAAUUAAGCAGACGACGUUCCCGAAGCAAAAGUCCAUUCAGAAAAGACAAGAGCCCUGUGAGGGAACCUAUUGAUAAUCUAACUCCUGAGGAAAGAGAUGCAAGGACAGUUUUCUGCAUGCAGCUGGCAGCACGAAUUCGGCCAAGGGAUUUGGAAGAGUUUUUCUCUACAGUAGGAAAGGUUCGAGAUGUGAGGAUGAUUUCUGAUAGAAAUUCAAGACGGUCCAAGGGAAUUGCUUAUGUGGAGUUUGUUGAUGUUAGCUCAGUGCCUCUAGCAAUAGGAUUAACUGGCCAACGUGUUUUAGGAGUGCCAAUCAUAGUUCAGGCAUCACAGGCAGAAAAAAACAGAGCUGCGGCAAUGGCAAACAAUCUACAAAAGGGAAGUGCUGGACCUAUGCGGCUUUAUGUGGGCUCAUUACACUUUAACAUAACUGAAGAUAUGCUUCGGGGGAUCUUUGAGCCUUUUGGAAGGAUUGAAAGUAUCCAGCUCAUGAUGGAUAGUGAAACAGGUCGAUCCAAGGGAUAUGGAUUUAUUACGUUUUCUGAUUCAGAAUGUGCCAAGAAGGCUUUGGAACAACUUAAUGGAUUUGAGCUAGCAGGAAGGCCAAUGAAAGUUGGUCAUGUUACUGAACGUACUGAUGCUUCCAGCGCUAGCUCAUUUUUGGAUAGUGAUGAACUGGAAAGGACUGGAAUUGACUUGGGAACAACUGGUCGUCUUCAGUUAAUGGCAAGACUUGCAGAGGGUACAGGUUUGCAGAUCCCACCAGCAGCACAGCAAGCUCUACAAAUGAGUGGCUCUUUGGCAUUUGGUGCUGUGGCAGAAUUCUCUUUUGUUAUAGAUUUGCAAACAAGACUUUCCCAACAGACUGAAGCUUCAGCUCUAGCUGCAGCUGCCUCUGUCCAACCUCUUGCAACACAGUGUUUUCAACUCUCUAACAUGUUUAACCCUCAAACAGAAGAAGAAGUUGGAUGGGAUACAGAGAUUAAGGAUGAUGUGAUUGAAGAAUGUAAUAAACACGGAGGAGUUAUUCAUAUUUAUGUUGACAAAAAUUCAGCUCAGGGCAAUGUGUAUGUGAAGUGCCCAUCAAUUGCUGCAGCCAUUGCUGCUGUCAAUGCAUUGCAUGGCAGAUGGUUUGCUGGUAAAAUGAUAACAGCGGCAUAUGUACCUCUUCCAACUUAUCACAACCUCUUUCCUGAUUCUAUGACAGCAACACAACUACUGGUUCCAAGUAGACGAUGAAGGAAGAUAUAGUCUCUCAUGUACAUAGCUCUUUUUCUUUGAGAAUUCAUCUUGAGUUAUCUUUUAUUUAGAUAAAAAUAAAGAGGCAAGGGUCUACUGUCAUUUGUAUACAAUUCCUGUUACCGUGAAAAAAUAAAAAUGUUAACAGGAAUGCAGUGUGCUCAUUCUCCCUAACUAGCAAAUCCCACUGUAUACAAAACUGUUCUCUUGUUCUGCCUUUUAAAUGUACAUGUAGAAAAUUACAUUAAGGAUCUAUAGGAAUAGCUUUAGGCAAACAAAUGUGCUUAAUGUAAAAAGGCAGACAGGGAUAUAAUGUUUUUAAUGUUUCAUUUCAGAAGCCUCACUUUUUACACAGCAGUUACAUUUCACAUUUUCACUGAUGUUGAUAUUGGCUAAUGGUUUAGCAGAGGUUUCUGAAAUACACACUUAGUGUUUGGAAAUUCAAGACAGCUAAAGGGCUGUUUGAUUAACAUCUCAUCUUGCACUCUGAUCAAUUGGCAAGAAAAGAUUUCAAAAUUACAUUUCUGAAUGGUUUUCAAUUAAUGUAUCUGUAAAAGUUUCUUUGUAAAUAUGUGUUCUGGUGUGUCUAAGAUUCCAAACAAAAUGAUCCCUGCAUUUCCUCAAGAUGUUUAGUGACAGUUUGGUAAGCAAAGCAGUCUGAGCAAGAAAUAGGAAAUGCAGAAAUAGGUUUUGUCUGGUUGCAUAUAAUCUUUGCUCUUUUUAAGCUCUGUGAGCUCUGAAAUAUAUUUUUGGGUUACUUCAGUGUGUUUGACAAGACAGCUUGAUAUUUCUAUCAAACAAAUGACUUUCAUAUUGCAACAAUCUUUGUAAGAACCACUCAAAUAAAAUUCUCUUAAAAAGGCCACAAGAAAUCUUCAUUUUUGAAAUGUGUUAAAGUCAUAGAAACAUGAAAAUAGAAUAUUAGUUUUAGUUUCUUUGACUUUUAGUAGUUAUUUGGUGUUUGCCUUUGGAAAAAUUCUUAGCAAAGUCUGGAAAACCUCUUGCCCUCAAGUUGUCUGUACAUUCCUGCGUAUCACUAUAUCUUGGCACUGUACUUAUUUAGGGUAAUGUAUUAAAACUGAUUUAUUAAAAAAAAAGUUUCAUCCAGGCCUUAAA